UUUUGCUUAAUUUUUGGAAAUCAAAUUCUUUUAAAAGUCUUUUUUUAUGAUGUAGGUACAUUCUACAAGGAUAUUAACAUUAGUAGAUUAGUAUUAUAAAUUCGGGUAAAAUGUAACGGUAAACUAUUUUUUUUCGGAACGCAACACGCCAAACUCCGCCAGAGACCUUUCUUUCAAAAUGACAGCUUGAUUUGGUUUGGUUUCCGCUACUGUACUGUUGUGCUAUUUUUCGAUUUUUAAUAGGAAAAUCCAAAGAAAAUGUCGAUUUCUACUGCUACAGAUGAACGCACAGAAGGUGAUGAUGACACCUCACAAGGAAGCCACCCAAAAGAAGACAGUAGUGACUCUGAAAAUGAGACUGAGCCUCAAAAUCAAAAUGGAGGCUCUCCCGCACCAGAAGUUCAUGAAAUCACUAGUGAUGAUGAUGAGGAAGAGGGGGGUGUAACAAAUGAAGAUGAUUCCUCCAACUCAAGUACAGUAAGUAAUGAUAGUUCAGAUGGAUCCCAACACAGUAGUAAGGAAACAGAGAAGAAAGACAUUGAACAUUUAGAAGAGAAUGGUGCUGAUGAGUCUGACAUUGAAGAAAUUGCUAUGGAGGAUCCAUUAAACCAAACACAAAGCAUUAACAAACCUAUUGUGAUAAAUGAUACAAAGUGUUUGGUCAACUUAGCUUCUAAACAAACUAAACCAAAUGGGGAUCAGAAUAAAGAGCCUACAGUUGUUAUUAUUGAUACAAAUUCAAUACUUGCUGGUAAAGGGCCUCUCCCGUUGCAAAGCAAAAUGCAUACAACUACUACUACUAGUAUGAUGGAUCAACAGGACUUGUGCCAAAGCAUUGCUGCUCGGGGCACUACUAUCACACCAGUUAGUAAUAAGACUGCAAAUCAGAACAGUGCUCAUAAUAGUACUCCUGCAGCUCCACCUCCCAACAUACUGCCAUCUCUCACAGAUGAUAUGUUUGUUGUUGAAGCACCAUCCUUCAUUGUUCCAUAUGUUUAUGAGAAACCUUCUCUAAAGCCUUUUAGAGAAUUUGUGGACAAGCUUGGUAAAGAGCUUGAAGAACUCAAAAUUAAAGAAGACCAGGAAAAAGCAGAGAAGGAAAAGAUUGAGAGGGAAAGGAGAGAUAAAGAGAGGAAGGAAAGAAUUGAAAGAGGAGAAAUAGAGGAAGAUGAUGAGGAAAAAGCAGAGAAGGAAAAGAUUGAGAGGGAAAGGAGAGAUAAAGAGAGGAAGGAAAGAAUUGAAAGAGGAGAAAUAGAGGAAGAUGAUGAGGUUAAGGAGUCCAGAAAACUAGAAGUUGCACAAAAGAAAGAGAAAAAACAAGGACGGAAACGCACUGAUGAUGAUGAUGAUGAUUCUUGGGACGGUGAAUCAUCCUCUGAGUCAGAGGAAGAAGCUCUCAGUGAUGAUGAUGCUGUAGUAAUUAAAGAAAAAGAGGACAGUGACACCACCGACCCAAUCAGCCUUAUUGCCAAAAGCCUUUCAAGUGGAAAGCCAGACAGUUACUUUGAUUGUUCAUUAGGACAAUUUUUUAUUAACAUUGGACUGAAUUUAGUGCAAGAGUAUGUUCAAACUGAUUUAUUAAAGCAACAACAGCGCAAGCUCUAUAAAGAGAAGAAAUCAGGACGCAGUACCAAGUCAACGGAGGCUGCAAUUGCAUCUUUGUCACAGAACUUAGAUUUCAGCAAGAAAACAAAUGCACCAUUUGCUCUUUCACACAGAAGGUGUGAUUUUUGUAGUUUUAAAACUGAAUCUAUGUUAGUUAUGGCUCAUCACCUUGAAGCACCUCACAUGAGAAGUAACAUAUACAAGUGUAAUUCAUGUGAGUUUGAAAUACGAAGUCCUCAUGAUAUAUUGUUCCAUAUGGAGGCAGAACACAAUAUUAGGGGCAGGUUGGAACGGGCUCCUGCAUACCAGCAAUGUGCUAACUGUCAUUUUGAAGACAACAGUAAAACAAAACUGGCUCGACAUUUGAUUGCUUGUGCUAAAAAAUUCAAGCCAGAAUUUAACCUAGGACCUCCCCUAGAAUGGGAACCCCCAGCAAAAAUACCAAAGUUAACCAGAGCACGCAAUAAUAUGAUGAGUUCUUACCAAUCAAAUUAUAAUAGACCUAAUAUGAAUAACAUGGGCAGGCCUCAAUUGAACAUUACAAAUGCCUUGCCUAAUAUGCCUAUGUUGGGAAGACCGCGAGGUCGUCCUCCCCUUUCAGGUCCACCACGUCCUUCUGCUGUGUCAGGAAUGCCAAUAAUAAGGAGCGGUGUCAUGAUUAUGCAUAAUACUCCACCUGGAACGACAAUCUCCAACUAUCCAAUCGUAAAUAAUCAAAGCAAUGCACCUGCAGCCCCUAAAAUAUCAAUCACUCCUUUACCUCGAGCCCCACAACCUUCUUCCUCACAAUCAGCCCACAAUUCUAAAGCCACUUUUGUCAUCUGCGAAAUAUGUGAUGGUUAUAUUAAAGACUUAGAGCAGCUAAGGAACCACAUGCAGUGGAUACACAAAGUGAAAAUACACCCUAAGAUGAUAUAUAACAGGCCACCAUUGAACUGUCAAAAAUGUCAAUUUAGGUUUUUUACAGAUCAAGGCUUAGAGAGGCACCUCCUUGGUUCCCAUGGUUUGGUAACAAGUUCAAUGCAAGAAGCAGCAAACAAGGGUAAGGAUGCAGGUAGGUGUCCCGUGUGUGGCAGAGUGUAUCAGUGGAAACUCCUUAAUCAUGUGUCAAGGGAUCACAACAUGACACUGAAACCAGCCCAUUUAUCGUACAAAUGCACGGUGUGUACUGCCACUUUUGGUAUGUAUAAGCAGUUUGAGAAUCAUGUAUAUUCGGCUCACAGCGUCGUAGCCAAACGUGUUAUGGACAAGACUAAGACUACUACUCCUGCAAGCAAACCUGCUGACUCUGAAUCACUUCUUAAACCUUUAAAAAUUAGUGAUGAGAUCACAAUCAUACCGCAGCCUGCAAAGUCAUCACUAACUAUUACUGCUAAGGGUAAAUAACAUAGGUGUUAAUGAAUCUGAUGACUUUGAGAGGAAAGGAAGUAAUCACAUUUUAUCAGUGGCUUAUUGGAGCAGUAUUUUGUAAAUAAAAUUUAAACUGUACCGACCGUAUUUAAAAUGUUAAAUGUUUGAAAGUUGACGGUAAUAUUAGAGGGAUAAAUGUAGACAUAAGUGUGAAUGAUUUGUUUGUAAUAAAAAUUAAGUGAAUUUAAAUGUAAGUUGUAUAUUGAAAUGUGUAAAAUAAUUACAUAAACCAAUAAUCAAUAGUAUAACCGUAUUGUAUCUUGUAGCUUGUUAUCAUCAUUUAAAAUAUUUAAGAAUAGCGUGCAAUGCGAUGAUUCAAAUGUCACAAAUCCAUUGCUAUUAAAUUAUUAUAGAUCUGUCAACCCUUCCUGUUAAUAAAAGUUGCUGGAUUUACAUUAAUUUCAUUACUGUGUUUUUAAAUGUUAUUUAUUUUAAUACAUAUAUUGUUAUUAUAUUAUUAGAAAUCACUAAUUUACACUCUUUAAUAGAACACAUGAUACAUUAUCGUAAUAAAACGAUUCUAUACUUAUUGUAAAUUUGCCUAAGUAGACUUUCCAUUUCCUUUGUAAAUCACUUAAGAUAAGUAAGUUAGCCUUGAUUAGUUAUAGAGAAGUAUAAAAAUAUAUGUACUAAUUUCUCGCAAAUUACGGAAAUCACGAUAGACUACCGAGACUGGGAAACCAGUUGAAUAUUUUCUGAUCUCUGGUUAAACGGGCUAGUGUUGAUUUCGUAAUGCUGUACUUAUACAGAAAACAGAAACCUGAAAAUGUAUUUUUUUUAUUUAAAUAAAAGACCAUUAUAACUAA
Bombyx mandarina (wild silkworm) is the source of this 3821-nucleotide messenger RNA. RefSeq names its product MOG interacting and ectopic P-granules protein 1. Gene Ontology annotation, biological process: positive regulation of transcription by RNA polymerase II. NCBI's taxonomy places the organism in Eukaryota, Metazoa, Arthropoda, Insecta, Lepidoptera, Bombycidae. Gene Ontology annotation, cellular component: nucleus. The record is from RefSeq and is a predicted model, not a curated record.